Messenger RNA from Colletotrichum fioriniae, 420 nucleotides. Lineage: Eukaryota; Fungi; Ascomycota; Sordariomycetes; Glomerellales; Glomerellaceae. The record is from RefSeq and is a predicted model, not a curated record.
AUGGCAUCGAAUGGUGAAUUUGAGGUGCGCCAUCUGCGUAAGGCAGCUGAAAAUGAGGUUGAAGAGAAGCUUGGACAGUCGGCUAUUUACGAAGCCAAGCAAGCUUCAGACGAUGAACAUGCGCAAACCCUUCGGCAGGCACUCAGAGAGAACCGCAAGGCGGUAUUAUGGUCUGUUAUGAUCUCAAUGUCCAUUGUGAUGGAAGGAUACGAUGUCAUCCUAAUCAACAACUUCUUUGCCUAUCCAGAGUUUCAAAAGAAGUAUGGCAGUUGGUAUGGCGAGGAAAUUGGCUAUCAGGUCUCUGGACCGUGGCAGACAGGUCUGACGAUGGCUUCCACGGUGGGUGCCAUCUUUGGUCAGUGUUUCCGAUCUCUUGACCAAAACAAGCUAGUAACUGACACCAAACAGGCGGGUUACUGA